CUUGAAGUCCCAACCCUGUUCAGUCAGUGCUUGGACACUGCUUGGACAAGACGUGUUCUGGAACAAGUGCUACGUAAAGAAGCUUUCUGAUCACUCAACUGUAAAAUUCCUAGCGUAGCUAGACUUUGAACAGUUGAAUCAGACGCUGCCCUGCCGCUGUUCUGAAGUCCUGACGCUCUUCAGUCGCUGUUUGAACACUGCUUGGAUAAGACGUGCACAGGGACGAGUGCUACGUAAAGAAGUUCUUACCUUUUGAAGCCACAGUUAAAAUGUCAGCCCUCGAUGAGUGGAACAGUAAUGAGCAGAGUAAUACGGAGAAUAUACGUACGCAGAAUUAUGUACGAGAUGGAAGCGGACCCUCCACAAGCCAUGAUAAUGGAACCUGGAGAAAUAACAAUGGUGCUCGACCUAGGGGAAACCGUGGAAGGGAUCGCGGACCUAAAACAGAAUGGAAGAAUAAAAACACUACAAAAUCUCGAGGACUUGAGAUAUUGAUAGAUUCCACAAAAGUUGGCAAACUUAUUGGCAGAGGAGGUUGCAAAAUUAAGGAGUUGCAAGACCAGAGUCAUACUAAGAUAAAUGUUGGUAAACCAGUGGACUAUAUAAAUACACCAGUGACUUUGAUUGGCUCUCCGGAAGCACAAGAAAAGGCUAAAGCAUUGAUUGAUGAAUUAUUAACUGACAAACCACCGCCAUCACUGCCACCAAAAGUUAGUCCUCAUUCCACCGCUGACAAUAAUGAUGAAUUUUUAAACUUCGACUGGUCCAAAGCCAGUAGAGACUACGAGGAGUUCCGCAAAGAAAAAUGGGCUAAAUGUCCACCGCUCAUUAAAAAUUUCUACCACGAAGACCCAGUCGUGGCAAAUAUGUCAAAAGGGAAAGCGUCUUAUAUUCGGAAAAUAAACAACAACAUUUCCGUUAGUAAAGUUUUUGAAGAUAUUGACGAAAAUGGUCAGGAAGGCAGUGAUGACCUAACAAUACCAAAUCCCAUCGAAACAUUCGAACAAGCAUUUCAGGAUUACCCAGAAAUCUUGGAAGAGAUACGAAGGCAAGGAUUUGUAAAACCAAGUCCCAUACAAUGUCAAGCAUGGCCUAUCCUUUUAAGUGGCAAGGAUCUUAUAGGAAUUGCUCAGACUGGCACAGGUAAAACACUUGCGUUCUUAUUGCCAGCGCUAAUACACAUCGAGGGACAGACUGUUCCACGAUUAGAACGCAGUGGACCGAACAUUCUUAUAAUUGCUCCAACAAGAGAAUUAGCUCUGCAAAUUGAGCAAGAAGUGCGAAAGUACGAAUAUCGGGGAAUAAAGGCAGUGUGUGUGUACGGAGGUGGAUGUCGGAAGGAUCAGGUCGAUACAAUAGUUCGUGGAGUUGAAAUAAUUAUCGCAACACCUGGAAGAUUAAAUGACUUGGUACAAUCUGGGCAUGUGAAUGUAGCAUCCAUCACUUAUCUCGUACUUGAUGAAGCUGACCGCAUGCUUGACUUAGGCUUUGAACCGCAAAUUAGAAAAGUUCUGUUAGACAUCCGUCCUGAUCGUCAAACUAUUAUGACUAGUGCAACUUGGCCACUUGGAGUCAGACGCCUUGCCCAAUCUUACAUGAAAAACCCGCUCCAAGUUUGUGUUGGAUCGCUAGAUUUAGCAGCUGUGCAUUCUGUAAUGCAAACGGUUCUUGUAGUAGACGAGAGCGAGAAACCAGAAAUGUUAAAUGAUUUUUUCCAUAAUAUGGGCCCUGAGGACAAAGUAAUUGUUUUUAUCGGAAAGAAGUGUCGUGUUGAUGAUUUAGCUAGUGAUUUGGCACUGCAAGGUAUCCUCAGUCAAAGUAUACAUGGUGGCCGUGAGCAGUGCGAUAGAGAGCAGGCGCUUGAUGAUAUCAAAUCCGGCGAGGUUCGAAUUCUACUUGCGACUGACGUUGCCAGCCGCGGUAUAGACAUCGACGACAUAACGCACGUAUUCAACUAUGAUUUUCCACGCGAUAUAGAGGAAUAUGUUCAUAGAGUCGGUAGGACUGGAAGGGCAGGGAAAACAGGACAAAGUAUUACUUUAAUGACCCGAAGUGAUUGGUCACACGCUAAAAAACUUAUUGAAAUCCUUGAGGAAGCUAAUCAGGAUGUACCUGAUGAAGUGCAGAGAAUGGCUAAGCGGCACUUCGCAUGGAAAGAAAGACGGGCACAGGAGAAGCAGCGUGAGCGCUCCGAUGCUGGUAGUAGUCGCAGCGGUGGGGGCAGACGUAACGGCGGUCAAUGAAGAUCGGGCACAGGACGCGAAAAUAGCAGAGGUGGAUUUGACGGUAACAGACGAGGCGGGAACAAAAGUUAAGAAAAUCAAUGGUAGAAUUACCCGCCUUUUUUCCUACCGUUUCUUGAAAGACCGCAGAGUCGAAGCUUCAAUGCGGUGUGUUUGCAGUGUUGCAUGUAUAUAAGAAUAAAAGUAUGAUCUGAGUGCGUACAUAACACACGUGCAUUCGUUCGCUUGGGAUUUUUCUAUUUUUGAUAAAAUUCAGUAUAUAAGAAACGGGAAAUUAUUACCUAUAUCGAGGAAAAUUUCUUCAUUACAGUAUUACCUUAUAUUUGACUAAAUGUUUAUUUCUCAUGAUCUCUUUUUACUAUUAAUUGUUAAUUAUAUUAGCUUUUUCCCUUUGUAAUAACUUCAAACUGCUUAAUCGCAGGGCAUAUGCUUUUGCGCACUUCAAUUCGAUCUGAUCGCUGGUUCGAUGUGGCUUAAAGAACUUAGCAUAAAGGUUUAGUAAAAGUCUUGUAAAGUGUACUGUGAUUCAGAUAUUUCUCGCCUUGGCAAUGUUACUUUUAUACCAUUGUUACUAGAAUUGUCAUUUGUAUUCAUUAUUGACGGCCAGAAACAGAAAUUGCCAAUUUGUUGGCACAUACUUUUAUUACAGACUUAUGUGAAUCAGUGCCGGAAACCCUGAAUAUCUAUUGGUAUUAGUACGCCGUAAUUUUAUACAGCGAAAAAAAUGUAUGGCCAUACAAUUACAAUGAAUACAUGUAUUUAUGACUGGCUUUAGUCACAUAUAGUUGAAGAUGUUCCUAAAUAUGUUAAAAACUAACACGUUCCUACAGAUCUCUUGAAAGAUUUUGAAUGUAUCCUAGAUCUAAGGCAUAUAAAUAGUAUUUAAUGCACUCUAGAAUACAAAAUAUCAUAGGAAAAUGCAUACCUGAUUUUGUACUGUAUUAUUUACGUUUUAUAUUUUCCAUAUUCAAAAUACAUUGAUAUAAUACGA
Molecule: messenger RNA, 3234 nt
Organism: Neodiprion virginianus
Lineage: Eukaryota; Metazoa; Arthropoda; Insecta; Hymenoptera; Diprionidae
Product: probable ATP-dependent RNA helicase DDX43
Exons: 12
Coding region: 270-2243 (657 amino acids)
Molecular function (GO): RNA binding; RNA helicase activity; ATP binding
Source: RefSeq, a predicted model, not a curated record